CCGGCGCUGUGGCGGAAGGAGCCGAGUGGGCCGGCGCUGGAGCCGAGUGGGCCAGCGCUGUGGCGGAGGGAGCCGAGCGGGCCGCAUCGUACGGCGGGGUCGGUGAGACAGUGUUGUCGGCACCGGCCGAUCGGCCGGCUGGGAAAAUGGCGAUAUCGCGAGGACUCUUGUGCUGCCAGCGGGUGUUGGCUUGGAUACCAGUGCUCAUCAUCACCCUGGUUGUGCUUUGGUCUUACUACGCCUAUGUGGUCGAGCUGUGUGUCUUUACUAUUCAAAAUGGUUUAGAAAAAGCUGCAUAUCUUGUGAUAUUUCAUUUAUUUUUUGUGCUGUUUGUGUGGACCUAUUGCAAGGCUAUUUUCACAGAACCAGCACAGCCUUCCCGAAAGUUUCAAUUGUCCAGAGCUGAUAGAGAGAGGUAUGAGCGAGGAGAGAGCCCCGAAGUACAAAAGCAAAUUCUGCUGGACGCGGCUAAUAGGUUACCAGUAUACACCAGGACUGCAUCUGGAGCUAUCCGAUACUGUGACCGAUGCCAUUUGAUUAAGCCUGAUCGAUGUCAUCACUGCUCCAUCUGUGAAACGUGUGUAUUGAAAAUGGAUCAUCACUGUCCUUGGGUAAACAACUGUAUUGGAUUUUCAAACUACAAAUUUUUCCUGCUCUUUUUGGGAUAUUCCAUGUUGUAUUCCUUGUUCGUUGCUGCCACAGUUCUGCAAUAUUUCAUCAUGUUUUGGACGGGUGGUCUUCCAGAUGGUCCUGCAAAAUUUCAUGUUCUCUUUCUUCUUUUCGUGGCUGUCAUGUUCUUCCUCAGCCUCAUGUUCCUCCUCAACUACCAUUGUUGGCUGGUCAGUUUAAACAGGUCGACAUUAGAGGCCUUCUCAGCGCCAGUAUUUCAGCAUGGUCCAGAUAAAAAUGGUUUCAACCUUGGUGUAUGGAAAAACCUACAGCAAGUCUUUGGUUCACAAAAGAAGUACUGGCUACUACCCGUCUUCACCAGUGUUGGAGAUGGCCAAUCUUUCCCCAUGAAGUCACAGUCAGAGAGUCAUAAUCCACUUCUCUCCAAUGAUGAGCAGUGGGGUGAGGGCGAUUCAGAUGUAGACUACUAUGCAGCCACAAGUGGAAAUACCUCAGUGACUGUAGAAAUGGAGAGAUAGCUGACUUUUGCUGCUGUUCAGCACCCACAGGUUAAUCCCUGGUGGCACAGUAUUAUUUGGUGUGAAAAUGUGAGAACCAAGGCUCCCUGAGGGACUUCAACAAAUGGGAUGGAACUGAGUAUUACAUGCCUUACAAUCUUCUGAAGAUCUUCUCAUUACAUGAUGUACAUUUAGGCUUUGGUUCGCGAACAACUACAUUUUCUAGGGGUGAUGGAGGAAUGGAAAGGGGACCAUUGUAAAUUCACUUACAAACUGAGUACCCAUGGGCAGGGGCUUGUAUGUAAAUAAUGUGCGUGUGAAUGAGGCUCUAUCACAGUUACCUGAAACCAACGCUGCGAUUAAUUUAACAUUGAUGUGUUGUAUUUAUCUCAUUAGGGCAAAGUGCUAAACAAAACUGUUCCUUGCAUUAAUGUUGCACGGGUAAGGUACAAAUAUCGAACUGUCAAGUGGAAAAAUCUGCAAUAUCUGUUCAACCAUGUGUUCGAACAAAAGAGCAAUGGAUUGAUUAUUUGCUGUGUUUAUAUGAAUUAAGUCAUUUCAAACCAGGUCAUUUUUUAAAUGUUUUUUAAAUAUGUUUAAAAGAUUCUUGAACUUAGCUAGUUUUUUUAUAUGUUUGUAACGUGAUGUAUAUAUAUUUUUAAACUAAUUUACCCUCAGAAUUAAAAUUAAAUAUAUUACUCCAAUGAGGGACCAAAGAUUGGUAAAGCAGUAUCUGCUCAAAGUUUGAGUUAUUCUUGAACCUUAGGAACAUUUAGUUUGUGUGCACUUGCCUUUUACAUCACAGCAUGACGUCAGGGCCAGUUUUCAGCAGUUUCCUUUUUAUGCCAGCUUUAAUUUUGAACAAAAGAAGGAACUAACAAACAUAUACCUGAAAAUGUCUCCUUUUUUGCAUCCCAAAGUUCUCUGAUUUGUGUAUUCUGCAGGGGAUAUCGCUGAUUCCACCCCCAAAAUAUCACCUUUCACUUUCUCCCUGUACAACUGGUAAUUUGCACAGACCAGUUAGUUUGAGAGUUUGCUACCUAUUCUUAAUUAAAAAUAUAUAGAAAUUCAGGUUAGAUAUUAACUGUUAGCAAAUGUAUUUAAAUGUUUUUAUAUUGGAACAUGUGCAAUUUCUUAAGAGUAAUUUUUCAGCUUGCUUAGAAAUUCAUUCCUUCAAUAACCUGGGCUUAAUGAGUAUUACUGUGAGAACAAGCAACAUCCUAUCCCAGGUUACGGUUCUGACUUGUAGUCUGAUAACGUGACACGUGAAUUUCCUGGACUUUUGGAGGUUUUCUGACUCCAAGCUUCUAUAGCCUGUUGCUGAAGCCCAGGAAGAACAGGUUUUUAAACACCUCUAGCAAAACUAAGGAAUAACUGAUUGAGGUACAAGGACUUUAAUCCACAGCGGAAAGGAUUAACGUACUUUGGAAUGUAAUUAUUUUAGAGGGAGUAUUGAACAGUGACGAUCCAUGACAUACAAGUAAAACAAUAACAAUUAUUUAAUUCAGUGUGAUAUAGUAUAUCCACUUCCCAUAUGUUAGAAUGUCCCUACAGGUAUCACUAGCAUUCAACAUAUUUUCCCACUGAGGUACAUUUUUAGAUCAUUUUCCUUUUCUUUUUGUAACAUAUUUCUCAAUCAGUCCUGAAGACAGUUUGCUUAUUUUUUUGCUAUUUGUGGGAUUCAGCUACAUGCAAUCUAUUUGCUCUGUUUCCUAUAUUACAACAGUGACUGCACUUGAAAGGUUCUUGGGAUAUCUUGAGGUUGUAAAAAGCAUGCUCUUGUUGCAAUAUGACGGCAUAUGGCAGUCAAAGUGAUGCUGAUAUAAUGAAAUUGGAUUAAAUAUCUUUGACAGUCAGCUGCCCACUAUAGCAAAAGCUUAUAAUGUUUCAGAUACUAUGAAUGGUUUUAGCUCUGCGUCAUUUGUCAAACUUACUAGAAGUGUUGUGCAGACAAAUAGAAUAGUUCAUUGACAAAUAGAAAGUUACAAGACCUUUCAUUUUACAAUUUAAACCACUUUAUUAUGACCCAAUCAGUGACCAAGUUUCAAGUAUUAAAAUCGUUAGGUUGUAAAUAUUUUUAUUAAUGAAGAACUGUAUAUGAACAAAUUCAGACAUUAUUACAAGAAAUAUUUAAAGAACAAGAACAAGUUCAGCAAAGGAGAAGAAAUUGUGAGUUUAUUUCUGAGAAUUCUUUCGAUAAUCUCAAUGCUUUUGUAAAAUGACAUCUUCACGUGUAAACAGAAACAUUGAAACGAAAAUCUGAUGCCAAGUAUUUCUGCGGUUUUGAUACACUAAGUUUUUCUCAAGUUGACUAUUAACCUGUACAAUAUUUAAUAUUGUUUAAUAUUAAUUUCACAAUCCCUUCCUCCAACCCCACCCAAAAUAAUUGGUAAGUUUAAAAAAACUUCCUUUAGAAAUCUCAUAUGUAAAUAAAAUUGCAAUUUCCUUUUUGAUAAAUCUGCAGAAUUAGCGACAAAUGUAUUUGUAGUUAAAAUAUUAACUUUACAAUUUAAAAGUGUCCAAAAUAACAUGUUCAUUUGUUGGUUGAUGUAGCCCUCUGUCAGAGAGCUGAAAUAACUGGCUCUAAUAAUCUGUUAACCUGAGAAAUAUUUGUAUCGAAUUGCAGAACUGCUAGGUUAUUCCCCUAUUAAUGAAACUGGAACAUAAUGACAACACACAGUCAGUAAUUGUUACCAUACAUAAUGUCUUUAUGAAAUGGGUUAUGAAGCAAAAUAUAAAUAUUUCUAUAAUAUCACAAAUAAUUUUGAUGCCUAUUUUCAUUCAUUAGUUCCCUUACAGUUUACAGAUAGCAAUAACCUUGGUGAGGUAAGAAUGUAUUUUUGAUCAAUAGUUAGUGUAAUAAAAUACUGCCAUUAAUAUCUUG
Amblyraja radiata (thorny skate) is the source of this 4011-nucleotide messenger RNA. RefSeq names its product zDHHC palmitoyltransferase 15b (gene zdhhc15b). The transcript has 13 exons. Bases 147 to 1148 code for a protein of 333 amino acids. Gene Ontology annotation, molecular function: palmitoyltransferase activity. The record is from RefSeq and is a predicted model, not a curated record. Lineage: Eukaryota; Metazoa; Chordata; Chondrichthyes; Rajiformes; Rajidae.